GAGCACGAACAAGCGCAUGCCAACAUCUGGACACACACACACACACACACACACAGCGGGAUUGAUCUUCUGUAUCUGUAUCUCCUGACCCCCGUCAUGUCCAGCGGAGAAUCCCAGUGAAGAUUCACAUCCAUCACAGUCCUCACUCCAUCACCCUCAUCAUGCCCGAGAAGACCAAAUACAACCUGGUGGAGGAGACUGAAGACCAGAGCUUCCAGGGUGGCAUCUCGUUCCCGGUGAAGUUCAUUGGCACGCUGGACAUCGUGCGGCCCCAGAGCAGACUGGACAUCCUGGCGGCCAUGAGGAGGGUUCGGUACGAGUUUAAAGUGAAGAAUAUCAAGAAAACGAAGGUCAGCCUGGUGGUGGCGGUGGACGGCGUCAAGGUGGUGCUGAGUAAGAAGAAAAAGGUAAGAAAAAAUGCCUACAGCUGGGACGAAACCCAAACCAUGCUGGCUCAGGAUCCCAUUUACAGAAUAUUUUACGUCUCCCACGACUCGCAGGACCUGAAAAUCUUCAGUUACAUCGCGAAGGAUAAAAAGAGCAACGUGUUCCGCUGCAACGUCUUCAAAUCCAAGCGAAAGAGCCAGGCUGUGAGGAUCGUCCAGACGGUUGGCCAGGCAUUCGAGGUUUGUCAUAAGCAGAGCUUGGACACAGCUGAUGAGUGGCUGGUGAGGGGUGAGGAGGAGACCGGAGAAGACGAAUCGGAGAAGAAUCCAAACUCUGAUGGAAUCACAGACGAGUCGGUGCAGAAGGACGCAAAGGUGUCACCUACAUGCACUCGUCUCUCGCUGAGCCAUCGUGUCGAGCUCCUUCAGAAACAACUGAAACAGCAGGAGCAGAAGAGCCAGAGCGCCUCGGCACAGGCGGUCCUGCUCCAGCAGCAGCUGUGUUUGGAGGCGCGGGCGAGGGAAGAGGCGCAGAAUCGAGCUCAGCAGCUCCUGCAGCAGAACGGUGAGCUUCUGCAACAUCUGUCCAUGUUGAUCACGCACAUCCAGGAGCUGGAGCUACGAUCUCACUCGUCCUCCUCUAACAGUGAGUUGGGCUCUCAGGACAGCCUGUUGGAGAUCGCCCUGAGACCCAACGUUCCUCGUUUCUCAGCACCGCAGGAGCCCGAGCUGAUCCAUCUGAAUGCCUUCGACUUCUUCUCAGAGUCUACAGAGCACGAGAAGAAGCUAGAGCAGGACCGGGACUCUGGUCAGGGUCCAGAAGAAGAAGGAAAUGAGAGUUCUUUAACCGAGAGUCGCUGCUUCAGCGCCUUGGAGAUUCCUGGCUUCAGAGAAUCCAGCAUGGCGUCCGGUUACGAGUCGUAUACGGACGAGAGUGAUGACCGGGACAGCUGGGGACAGUAAAAGUUCAACAUGAGACGACAAACUCAAUGUUAGAGACUCAAUUCAACUGAACUGGAUGGACGUUGGUCUAUUAAGACCUAAAAAUCAUAAACUGACUAAAC
Molecule: messenger RNA, 1450 nt
Organism: Trichomycterus rosablanca
Lineage: Eukaryota; Metazoa; Chordata; Actinopteri; Siluriformes; Trichomycteridae
Gene: nos1apb
Product: nitric oxide synthase 1 (neuronal) adaptor protein b
Exons: 10
Coding region: 162-1349 (395 amino acids)
Molecular function (GO): nitric-oxide synthase binding
Source: RefSeq, a predicted model, not a curated record